AUGGAGCCGCCUCAGUGUGUGGAGGAGUUGGAGGAUGAUGUGUUCCAAGAGGAUGGGGAGCCCGGGACCCAGCCCGGGGGCUUGCUCUCUGCUGACCUGCUUGCCCAGAGCCAGCUGGACUGCCCACUCAGCCGGCUUCAGCUCUUCCCUCUCACCCACUGCUGUGGCCCUGGGCUUCGGCCCACCAGCCAGGAAGACAAGGCCACUCAGACUCUCAGCCCAGCCUCCCCAAGCCAGGGUGUCAUGCUGCCUUGUGGGGUGACCGAGGAACCCCAACGACUCUUUUAUGGCAAUGCUGGCUACCGGCUCCCUCUCCCGGCCAGUUUCCCAGCAGGCUUGCCACUUGGGGAGCAGGCCCCUGAAGGGCAGUGGCAACAUCGAGCAGAGCACCAGCAGAACCGAAAUCGUGCCUGGUGGCAGAUCCUCCUCUUCCUACACAACCUUGCUUUGAAUGGAGACGAGAACAGGAAUGGGGCAGGUCUCAGGUGA
Elephantulus edwardii (Cape elephant shrew) is the source of this 489-nucleotide messenger RNA. RefSeq names its product Bcl2 modifying factor (gene BMF). The record is from RefSeq and is a predicted model, not a curated record. The transcript has 3 exons. Bases 1 to 489 code for a protein of 162 amino acids. NCBI's taxonomy places the organism in Eukaryota, Metazoa, Chordata, Mammalia, Macroscelidea, Macroscelididae. Gene Ontology annotation, biological process: apoptotic process; negative regulation of autophagy; positive regulation of apoptotic process. Gene Ontology annotation, cellular component: myosin complex.